CAAAGAGCAAACCUUUUUUUCCUGCAGGAUUUCUUUGUGCGGAGACCAGCGAGCGCCGUCGAGGCGAGGAACCGUUUUUUUUUUGUUUCUUUUUUUUCCCUUCCCUGCCUGCUGACGCUGGUCUGCUAGCUGUGAUGCAGGAGGCAUGCUGGGGAGCGUGAGGGGAGCGCUCACGAUGGAGAGCUCCAAGGCGUACGGCCAAGCGGACGGCAAGGCCCUGGGGGCCAAGAGGGCCAAACCCGGGGGGCCUCAGAGCGCCCAGCGGGGAGAACUCAAGGUCUACCGUGCGGGCAGUUCUGAGGGCAGGCUCCCGGUGGCCUCCAGCCUGCGCAAGCAGAGGUCCAUGACCAACCUGGCGGUGCUGACUGACGCGGAAAAGAAGCUGCACCUGUACGAGCCCAGGUGGUGCGACGACAUGGCCAAGCAUGGCGGGCUGAGGAAGCCGGCCAAACCCGUGGCCAAGGUGGCGGGGGGCGGCGCCCCGCUUUCUCGAAACCUCUCCAAAUCGGAGCACUCCCUCUUCCAGGGAAAACCCAAGCCCUUCGCCCCUCUGGCCGCCCCCUCCGCCCCCGUCAAGCAGAGUCGGAUACCACGGGCUCCGUUCGCAGAGGUGAAGCCCCUCAGCAAGGCCCCCGAGGACCCCAGGUCUGAUGACGAGAUCCUCUCCAGCAAGGCCAAGACCGCCACCAGGAAAGCGGGAGCCGGCGAGUCGGGCUCCAAGGGGCAGGGCGAGGAAGGAGGCGACAAAGCCUUCCUGAAGGUGGACCCUGAGCUUGUGGUGACGGUGCUGGGAGACCUGGAGCAGCUGCUCUUCAGCAAGAUGUUAGAUCCUGAGUCGCAGAGGAAGCGCACGGUUCAGAAUGUCCUCGACCUUCGCCAGAAUUUGGAAGACACCAUGUCGAGUCUGCGAGGCUCCCAGCUCAGCCACAGCUGUUUGGAGAGCAGCAACGUGGCAUACGACAGCGACGAGACCAACGCCCGCAGCAUGUCCAGCCUCUCCAACCGCUCCUCGCCGCUGUCCUGGCGCCACGGCCAAUCUAGUCCUCGCCUCCAGGCGGGCGACGCCCCGUCCUCCACGGCGGGAGGAUACCAGGGGGUCAAGACCACCUGCCAGACCAUGCCCGCUCGCUGCUCGGGCCGCCUCAGCAGCACGUCGCGCAUCGAGCUGCUGGACGGGCUGGAGGAUGGCGAGCUGAAGUCCCGUUACCUGAGCGACAGUGACCUUCUGGGAAAGUGCCUCCGGGAUGAUGAGGACAACAUCGCUAAUGGCUGGGAUGAAAGCAGCUCCAUCAGCAGUGGUCUCAGUGACGGUUCAGACAACCUCAGCUCGGAGGAGUUCAACGCCAGCUCGUCCCUGGGCUCCCUCCCCAACACGCCCCUAGGGUCCAGACGCAACUCCUCAGUGAUGCUCCGCACCGACGCCGAGAAGCGCUCCCUGGUGGAGAGCGGACUCUCCUGGUACAGCGAGGACGGCAAAACGGGCCACAAGCCGGACGCCUGCGGGCCCUCGGACGCGGGCGGUCUCAAGAUGGAAGCGGCCAGCAAGUGGAGGAAGAAGCCUCCUAGCCUGAGUGAGGACCUGGGGGCCAGGGGGGACCCGAGGAAGCCCCAGAGUUUGGGCGCACCGGGGAGCUUCAAGAAGAGCCGGAACCCUCCGGUGGGAGUGACCUCGCCCAUCACGCACACAUCUCAGAGCGUGCUGAGAGUAGCAGCGCCCAAGAGCGAGAAGCCCCAGGAUAGGUCCAAGGUUUCCAUCAGGACUGCGGGUCUCCAGAGGUCACGGUCCGAUGCAGGCCGGGACCAUCACAUCAUGGAGCCCCGUAAGCCCCCUUCUGGUUUGGUCAAACCCACCACCGGCGCCUCCUUCGGAUACAAGAAGCCGCCCCCGGCCACUGGUACCGCCACCGUGCUGACAGCGGGGGGCAGCGCCGUCUCUGGGGGCUCUGCAACCGUGGGGAAAACUCCUAAGUCCACAGGGAUCCCGGUGAAGCCCAUGGGGGGCCGCAAGAACAGCUUUGACGCCAGCAGCGAGCAGAGUUUUCUGGGGCCGAAUGCCCGAAACAGCAUCCAGUACCGCAGCCUUCCUCGGCCCGCCAAGUCCAGCACGCUCAGCGUGAUCGGUCGCCCGUCAUCCCGACCUGUCAGUAGCACCAUCGAUCCGAGUCUGUUGACUCUGAAGCCGGUCAGCAUGGCCUUAGGCAAUCCACGCGUGAAAGAACCUUCCGCUUUUGGCGGUAAAAUGUCAAAUCGGACAUUCGCCGGCCCCGUCAACCAGACGGACAGAGAGAAGGAGAAGGCCAAGGCCAAAGCUGAUAUGGACUGUUGCUCGCUCAAAGGGGACCAGGUCGUGUCCGAGUCCUCACGGGAGUCUGUGGUGAAACUGCACGGCUUGAGACGGACCAGCAGCAGCAGAUAUCCCGAACUGUCAUCACCCACAACACCCAGGAUGUUGGCCAAGGGUCCUCUGGGUCGUCCCCCCAGCUUGGCUCACCUGGACAAAGUCAACUCCAACAGCCUGGACUCCUGCAUGAUUAUUCAGGACCUCCCACCCAAAGUUCCCCCUUACUCCAAGCUCCAGGACCUGGCGGGCUCCCACUCGGCGGCCCGCCUGACCCCCAGCCCGGCACCCGUGCUCCACAUCGACUCCCCCAGCUCCUACACCUGCGAGAGCCUGGGAGCGUCCCCUCUGCUCUACCCCAAACUGUCCAGCGUGCACCGCAGCAUGGAGUCUCUGCCCCUCCAGAUGAGCGUGGCCUCCUGUGCCAGGAUGGCCUCCGCGGAGAGGGGCGCAGGGACUUGGGGGGCCGGCAGCAGGACAUCCCUCAACAUCUUGGAAGGGAUGCAGGUGGACCGGAACACGUUGCCCAAGAAAGGCUUGGAACGCUGCGGCUCCAGCCUGUCGGACAGUGACGGCACCAAACCCGGCCGACGACACUCCCACAAUGUCAGCACCAGUGAGAGCCCACCUCAGCUGCCUUCACCCCCCCGCCCACGGCACCUCCUCCACAGCACCAGAGCCCCUCUCACCAACGUGGUGGCCCCAAUCUCGUCGGGCCCUCAGAGGAUGUCGCGCUCCAACAGCAUCGGGCCCCCUAGUGACUCCGCCUGCGAGCUGUUUGGCUCCUCCCCCCUGGGCAGCAGCAUGUCCCUGGCCGACAGGCCCAAGAGCAUGAUGCGUUCAGGGUCUUUCCGGGAACCGGCAGACGACGUGCACGGAUCCGUUCUCUCUUUGGAGUCCAACGCUUCGUCCAACUACUCUACAGAGGACAAGGUCCAAGGAGAGCAAAUCCGCAGCCUAAGACGUGAGCUGGAGUCUUCACAGGAAAAAGUGGCCGACUUGACCAUCCAGCUGACUGCUAACGCGAACCUGGUAGCUGCUUUUGAACAGAGUCUGGCACUGAUGACCGCUCGUCUGCAGACCUUGUCUGUGUCCUCAGACCAGAAGGAUUCUGAACUGAAUGAGCUGAGGGAGACCAUUGAGAUCCUGAAGACCAAAAACACAGAAGCCCAGGAACUCAUCCACGGGGCUCUCAAUGACUCUGAGCUGGCAUCUAAAGAGCUGCAGAUCAAGCGUCACAACUCGUCGGAGAGCAUCUGCAGCCUCACCAGCCUCUCCAGCCUGGGCAGCCUGAAGGAGCAGGAGGCCAAGAAGAAGAAGAAGAAGAGCUGGUUACGCAGCUCCUUCAACAAGGCCUUCAGCAAGAAGGGCUCCAAGCAGGCGGGGCCCUACGCUGACAUCCAGGAAAUUGCCACGCCGGAGUCAUCAGCCCCCUCCUCGCCCAGAGUCCACCGAGACGGAGAUGACCCUCCGUCAUCCUCCAUGAAGACCUCCGCGUCGUCGUCUGGUAACCCCCGGCUGGUGGUCUCGCACGCGUGCAACAGACUCCAUGAGGAGGGCGAGCCGGGCGACGACAAGGUCGUGUCCACCCUGAGAUCGGAACUCUGGGAGAAGGAAAGGAAACUGACUGACAUCCGCCUGGAGGCUUUAAGCUCCGCCCAUCAGCUGGAGCAGCUGCAGGACACCAUGACCAGCAUGCAGAGGACGGUGGAGAAUCUGAAGGUGGAGAACGACCAACUGAGGACCAGCGGGGGGUCGCCCUGCUCGUCUCCUGGACCCUCAAGCUCCGCCUCCCAGUCCUCGGGUCUCACGUCUCUCUGCGGUUCUUCCCCACGACAGUCGGUAGCCGUGGCUAAAGGCUAUGGCAGAAGGCUGAGUGACGGAACCAGCGCAGAUUCCAGCGAGUAUGGCGGCCUGUCCUGGCAGAGGGAUGACCACCGUGUCAGGGUGGUGGUCUGCGUGGCCCAGUUCCACGUCUUCAAAGAUCAGGAGGUCAAGCAGACUCAUCUGUUCCUCGGCACCGUCAGGGUCAACGGGAGGAUGGACUGGACCAUGCUGGACUCGGCCGUCAGCCAGGCCUUCAAGGUUUACAUUGCCAAAGUGGACCCCACCUCCAGUCUGGGCCUGUCCACAGACUCCAUCUUCACUUACAGUAUCGGACACAUCAAGAGGGUUCUGGGGGGGGACGCCCCCGAGACGCAGCCCUCUCGCUGCAUGUCCCGAGGACCCGGCGGGAUCACCGUGGCGCUGAAAGGCCUGAAGGAGAAGUGCGUGGACAGCCUGGUCUUUGAGACCCUCAUACCCAAGCCCAUGAUGCAACACUACAUCGGCCUGUUACUCAAACACCGCAGACUCAUCCUGUCCGGGCCCAGCGGGACGGGCAAGACCUACCUGGCCUCCCGCCUGGCGGAGUACCUGGUGGACCGCAGCGCCCGCGGAGUCUCUGACGGCAUGGUGGUGACCUUCAACAUGCAUCGCCAGUCGUGCAAGGAUCUGCAGCUCUAUCUCUCCAACCUGGCCAAUCAAAUCGAUCGAGAGAGCAGCUCGUCCGAAAACCCUCUGGUCAUCAUUGUGGACGACAUCCAUGACCCGGCUUCAGUCAGCGAGCUGGUGAACGGGGCGCUCACCUGCAAAUAUCACAAAUGUCCGUACAUCAUCGGGACCAGCAACCAGCCAGUGAAGAUGACCGCCAACCACAGCCUGCACCUCAGCUUUAGGAUGGUGACCUUCUCCAACAAUGUGGAGCCAGCCAACGGCUUCUUGGUGCGAUACCUCCACAGAAAGCUGAUGGAGUCUGAAGAUGAGAGAUGCUUGACCAAUGAGGACCUGAUCCGGGUGCUAGACUGGGUUCCCAAACUGUGGUAUCACCUGCACACUUUCCUGGAGAAGCACAGCACAUCUGACUUUCUCAUUGGACCCUGCUUCUUCCUAUCCUGUCCAGUCACGGUGGAUGAGUUCCGAUCAUGGUUCAUUGACCUAUGGAACCAUUCUAUCAUUCCCUACUUGCAGGAAGGAGCAAAGGACGGCAUAAAGUUACACGGCCAGAAAGCGGUAUGGGAGGACCCUGUGGAGUGGGUAAGGGACACGCUGCCUUGGCCUUCUGCCCAGCAGGACCAGGCUAAGCUGUCCCACCUUCCUCCCCCAAGCAUCAGCUCCAGCAGUCCCGGUCAGUCCGGCGAGGAGAAGUCUCGUAAGGAGACGACCCCAAGCUCUGUGGAAUCAGAUCCGCUGAUGGCAAUGCUUUUGAAGCUUCAAGAGGCUGCCAAUUACCUGGAAUCACCGGACAAAGACGAGCCCAGCCUGCCGAGACUGUGACCAAGCUUACACUUUAACCGUCAUACUUCAUAUCAAAACUUCACAGUCAUUAUUACUUGCCUGCUGUAAAAACGGUACACUGCACAUUCAGGAAUCCUAAGAAAGGGUUGCAAGUUUCAUUCCUACAAUGGAAGGUCAUGCAGUUUUUCCAAGAAGGUAUAGCGAUUGAAAAACGGAUUACAUACCCGAUUCCUAUCAGGUUCCUCUUUAUCCUCAGUCCUCGUCUUAGAUUGGUGCUAAUAGUUUAAGAUGAAACACUUCAGGUGAUGUCUCAAACAGUGCAUCAUGGGAUACGUCAGCUGUUCUCACACGCGGUACUGUAAGGUGCCCGUCUGUGGAAACCCAAGAAAGAGAGUAUGACAGCAUGAUGGAAGUUGCUCAACCGUGUCCUUCGCUUAGCUUCACAUUAUGCAAUCCUCAACGUUCCAACCAGAGCAGGUAAAACUCAAAUUCAGAAAACCAAAACAAGUUGCCUUAAAAACAAAAAUGUCUGCAUCGCCACAGCUUAAGCAGCUCACACCGGUGCUUACAUCAUUUGAACCAGCUUGUCCAGUUUCAGGUCGUUAGCUGGUCCAUGGAGGCAUUCAGAGACUGACCAUUGCUGUCAUACUCUUUUUGAUGCCAGCUAAUCACUGCACUGUACUCUUCCAGCACUACAGUAUUUGCUUCACCGUCAAGUGUGGAAUAUCACCAUUGCUGCCAUGUACACUAUACCAAGUAUUCUGACUGGAAUGACUUCCCCAGGAUGAUGACGCAGUUUCAAUCCCCUUAUUUGAAACUGGAUGCUGAAGGAGUAUUAGGGCCACACUGAAAAGAAAAAUGAGAAUAGUCACAGUUAGGUAGCAUGCAUUCGAUCAGGAUCUUGACAAUCUAAGUCUAAGACUACAUGUGACCAAUCUAAGUAUAAGACGAGAUCCGAUAAUCUAAGUCUAAGAAUCGGUCUGGCCAAUUUAAGUCUAAGACUAGUUCUGGCCAAUCUAAGUUAAAGUUAAAGUUAAAGUAGCAAUGAUUCAAAUUAUUCUCUGCAUUUUACCCAUAACCCUUGAUCACCCCCUGAGAGGUGAGGGGAGCAGUGAGCAGCAGCGGUGGCCUCGCCCGGGAAUCAUUGUGGUGAUAUAACCCCCAAUUCCAACCCUUGAUGCUGAGUGUCAAGUCUAAGACUAGAUCUAAUUAUUCUAAGUCCAAGACUAGUUCUGAAUAAGAAAAGACUAAGACUGGAUUUGACCAAUCUAAUGCCCAAGCUUCUGACCAAUUUAAGUUAAAGACUAUAUGUGACCAAUCUAAGUCUAAAACUAGAUCAGCUUAAUUGAAGUCUAUGACUCGAUUUGACCAAUCGGAAAUCUAAGACUAGAUCAGACCAAUCUAAGUCUAAGACUAGAUCAGACCAAUUUAAGGCUAAGACUAAAUGGGACCAUUCUAAGUCAAAGACUAGAUGUGACCAAUCUAAGUCUAAGACUAUAUCAGCCUAAUUGAAGUCUAAGACUCGAUUUGACCAAUCGAAAUCUAAGACUAGAUCAGACCAAUCUAAGUCUAAGACUAGAUCUGACCAAUUUAAGGCUAAGACUAAAUGGGACCAUUCUAAGUCUAAGACUAGAUGUGACCAAUCUAAGUCUAAGAAUAAAUGUGACCAAUCUAAGUCUAAGACUAAAUGUGACCAAUCUAAGUCUAAGAAUAAAUGUGACCAAUCUAAGUCUAAGACUAAAUGUGACCAAUCUAAGUCUAAGACUAGAUUGGACCAAUCUAUGGUCAUGAACUGAUGAAGUCUAAUUGGAUGAGAGACCAAACGUCUUGUAAGACAAACCAAACAGUCCAGUUGCGAUGCAUUAAAUGUCCUGAGACUACAAUGACCUGGUGAAUGAGACCGUCCAUAGACAUGGCUUGCAUUAUCUGGCCCGUACAGAUGGAAAAUAAAAUGUACCAGUUAGGCAGUGCAGCGAUCAAGUAAUGCAAGUUGCAGAAUCUGUUUAAUAAAGUUAGUUAGCACUGACCGCUAGUAGAGUUGGUAUGGUCUGGUAUGGUAUGGUACCAUUGACAAGCUGGAAAGUUCAGCGGGUUACAUGUUAGGCUACUACGUAACGCUUUAUUGAUCCCAUAUGUUGGAUUCUUGUUGCUUAAGGAGGCUAACACAUGCUAAAUAAAAUGCUAACGCGAGCUGUUAAGAUUAGCGAAUACAGUUGCUAUAAGUUAUUGAUUGUCAAAGUUUUUCGAUCAAUGACAGUUUUACUAAAAUAUCAUAAGGUAAGAUUUUUUUUUUGUACAUGUUUUCGAGCUCCACUUUUUGCUGAUAAAACCGUAGCAAACAAAAAUCCAAGGAUUUAUUUUUUCCAAAGGUGUGUCCCUAAUACUAAAGUGCAGGCCCAGGAUGAUUUUUAGUGAGAUCGGGUACCGAAACCCAAACAUUGUUCUGAGUCACGUCCGUCACCAAUGAAUGUAGAUCAAAGGUGAAGUUUGCCACCCAAAAAAUCUUAACGCUCAUUAAAAAGUCGAGUCGAAGGAGUUUAAACCGACUUUGCCAAGAGAAUCGUGGUGCUUUUCAACGUCGUCACAAAAUGUUUGUCGAGUUCAUGCAACAAUUCAGGGGCGUUUAGGGAGAAGGUUGAAACAAUAAUUUUUUAGGAUCUUGACCACAUUUCUUGAGGUUGGCGUCACGUGACACUCAGUGCGAUGUAUGACCGUGUCGAUGUAUUUGUGUCACAUGACGUCUGUGACCAUUCCACUCUAAGGUGCUCCAUGUCGUCGAUCUUCAUUAGUAACCAGACGUAACGUAGAAAGGUGUCCUUAUUGUUCUAAGAUAGAAAGGACUCAUUAGAUGACAACUCGAUAAGUUAUCUUGAUAGGAUGAAUCAAACGCUUGCUGCUUUUUGUUUUUAUUUACAUCUCAAAAUAACUCGGAGUAACUCUGUUUUUAGAAAAUACCAAAAUGGAGUUACCACACAAAAAAUGUGGGUUCAAUUCUUGUGUAGCAAAGAUGAGUUGAACAGUGAUCACCCAAAGUGUGGUUUUACAUUUUUGUAAAUAGAAAGGACUAAUCCAUGAUCUGAAGAUUGUCAUUGUCGUGCUCGUCCUAGCUGAAACUGAGGUUUGCGUCAACGUGAGUCCGGACUAGACUUCUGCUGGUGUUUGUCGCAAACAAAUAUUCUACUGUGUGUUUGACGGUAUGGAACGGAGAGCCUUAACGUUG
This is a messenger RNA of Entelurus aequoreus (snake pipefish), 8834 nucleotides long. It is a transcript of the gene nav1b, whose product is annotated as neuron navigator 1b. The record is from RefSeq and is a predicted model, not a curated record. Gene Ontology annotation, cellular component: microtubule cytoskeleton; axon initial segment. The transcript is spliced from 29 exons. Lineage: Eukaryota; Metazoa; Chordata; Actinopteri; Syngnathiformes; Syngnathidae. Gene Ontology annotation, biological process: neuron migration; microtubule bundle formation; neurogenesis. Bases 146 to 5653 code for a protein of 1835 amino acids. Gene Ontology annotation, molecular function: ATP hydrolysis activity; ATP binding.